Molecule: messenger RNA, 3472 nt
Organism: Dermacentor albipictus
Lineage: Eukaryota; Metazoa; Arthropoda; Arachnida; Ixodida; Ixodidae
Source: RefSeq, a predicted model, not a curated record
UCAUUGUUAUCAAAUGGGUCGGAGGGAGUCAGUGUUUCAAUGUUAUGCUGUGAGGAGGCGUCGACGUUCCUUCGAUAAAACGGGCUACUACUUCUACAUCAGCACGUCAAUUUCGCAUGCCACUCUCGGCAAUAACUUGCGUUCUCGUUGCAACAGUAAUCGCUUUAUUAAUGCUACGGUAACCGCAGACGCUGAAAUUCAGUUUCACAGUUUUUCUGUGAUGCCCGUAAACUCAUUUUGGCCUCCGAAAUUAGGCUUCAAUCAUCGUCCAUGACAGAUGCGUUCAGUCGCUAGAAAAACAGCUGUUCCCAAGAAGCGCUCAUCUCAAGUAACACAAUUCAUUGGUCUUCAGACUAAUCUUAGGAACCAAUAGUACUGAUCCGGCGAAAGACGAGUUGAUGUGGGAGGACGAGCAGCUUUUCGGCGUUCGCUGCGAACGCCCACACAAUUUCGUGAGCUUCAUGGAGAGAGCCAGGAUUGCACAGGAUGUGUCACGACAACUGCGUGAGCGGAAGAAGCAGAGUCUCACAUGCGGAUUAUCGCUGCGUUGGAAAAUUGUGUUAUUUGUCUUUUUGAUCGCUGCCGUUUUUGCAUCAGUGGCCUUGCUUUUUCUGCCUGGAAGUCAGCCCUCAGCGUGUGAUGAAAUAGCCGCAGCAUAUUCUGACCUAGUUGCGCCUUUCAGCAUUACCAUGGUCUCCCUGUCACCAUCUCAAGCGGUACUGCGUUGGCAACCUCCGCCGAAUGUGUUUGGCGUCCUCACCGGAUAUACCGUAGAGAUAUGCGACACCUUCGAGCAGUGUGACACCAACGAAAACGUGGCCGGUUGCUUCGAACACCACACUUCUGAAGCAUGGCUCAAAUUUGACACCACUGCCGACACACCAUACUGCGCGUUAGUGAUCGCCAACAUUCAGUGCGGUGUCACCAUCAUCAGCAGUCGUGCAGCCGCACUGGAAAUCAGGACUGCAUCGUUUGCUUAGCACAAUAGACUUUUGUAUUUCUGGAAGAUUUCGCACCAAUGGCUUUGACUAUGCCCGACGCAUUGUAAACUUUGCGGAUUGAAUAGAAACGAACAACUCUUAGAGCAAAAGGGUUUCGUAUUCUUGCCACAGAUUACGUACCUUACCGGAAACAUCACCAACAAGUUCCUUGAAACGUCAUGAACGUCAGCAUGGAAUACAAACGGCUAUUUGUUUGAAACACACACAUACGUACGCGAGCUCUUUAACUGUGCAAAUGCUAAAAUUUGCUACUGACAUUCAAAGAGUGGGGUAACCAUAUUAUAUGUAAGAAAAACGACAGUCUGCUUUCUUGUUUGUCUUUCGAGUUUUAUUCUUCCCUAGGUUUCCAAGUUGUCAAGAGUUACUGCUGCCGCCAACAUAAUUAAUGGCAGCCUGCUCGAGCAUACUGAUCGGAAUAUAUUAUGCUGCAGAGAGAGCAGUUAUCCCGGAUAUAUACAGCUUCAUAGCACCAAAACACGUGAAUAUGUAGAAGUGUCCUAGAGGUUAUCUAAAUCACAUUGAAAGAUGGGGUAUGUUAUAAGGCUUAUCAAAAUACAUACUAAAUCACUGUGAAUGACCAAUAUCGCUCUGUUGCUCUAGAUAAUCUUACACUGCCUGUGCAGCUAGUGGAGCAUGUCUGUGCCAGUGUGGCGUGCUCCAUUGAAAUCAUAACUACUACGGAAGCUAGUCACUUCAUCGAACGGUUGCAAGUUUGCCAUAUACUAUGUCUUAAACAGGCACGAUGUAUUAAAAAACUUGGACUCGAAUAUGUGCUCUGCAAAUAUGACGCACAGUACACUUUCCGGUUCAUCUUCGGAAACAUGCUCCUAUAUUACCACAAAUUGUCUCAAGUAGACUAGAAAAUUUUCGAUACCAUAUAACAACACGUACAAACACAUUAAGCUGCGUCGCCGCUAAAGAUUUUCUUUUGCAUUAUUGUUCUGCGUUUUCGUUUUAUUCAUUAUAAGUUAUAUUAUAACAAACACUCGGCGCUCUAUGCAGACGCAGGCACAGAAAAAACUUGAGUGCCCUUGAGCCUUAAAAGAAGACUAUUUCUUUUUUUUUCAUGAAUAUCACUUCGAGGAGUAUACGUCCCGAACUACUUGGCCGAUAAAGGUCCACUGUAAAUUGAGCCGGUAAAUAUAUACCUAUACAUUUUUUUCGUACACACUUAUUGAACAUAUACUCCCGUGCACGCUGCGUUUCUAAAUAAAAAAAAAAAGUUAUCCGUAGGAGCCAUGUUUGCAUAUUUUUGGUAGCGUUCCAAUAAAUGUAACUGAGAGAAUACCUGUGAUGCGCUCUACAUGUGUAUAUGUAUAUGAAAGUGCACAGAGGUGUCUGCAUGCACGUAAGCAGAGCUUGGGUACUUGGGAACACACAAGCUGAUAGAGAUUAAGCUAGCUCUGAAGAGAAGGAAUGCGCAAAACUUAUUUUUCGCAACGAACAUCGCACUAACGCACGAAGAAAAUGUUAUCGUAGCCUAAUUCUAUGUUAUUUUUCAUUUAUCUCAGCCUAAUAUCGAACAUAUGUACUUUUACAAUAAUUUUUGACAUGCGCAACCUGAAGUUUGUUUUCGUGGCACAGCGCAUUUGGACUGGCGGGUAGGAUUGAUAGAUUUUUUUUAUUAAUUUAUUUCUGCACAUCAACAGAAAUUGAAUCAAAAGCGAAAAAGCUAUACAGCCUGACAGGCAGCAUCAACCGCAGAAACCGUUUGAGUGCUAUUGAUAUUAGGCCGACCUGCAAGACCUUGCUGAGUAUAGGCCCUGUGGAGGAAUGACGCCAUCGUUCACUCCCAUAAAACUGAAGUGACAUUCGGCUUCUUGCAGACUGGCAGCAAUAUCACAUUCACCAUGCACAGCUAUGCACACCUAAGAACAUGAUUACAACGUGCACCUAGCUAUACAGGGACACUUAAGAAUUGAAUCUCGCGACUGUGGAUGUAAGCCGAAUUUUUAUCGGUGUGAAGUGCUAAAACACCGAUCACAUCUUACGCGGGAGCAUAUUGAAGCUGAUCUCAUAGGAAUGGCUGGCAGCAUGUGCGUUAGUGCGCCAUCUUUGUGCCUAUCUGUACAGGAAGUAAGAUUUCUUGAUGAGUUUUACCCUUGCAUGACAGAAUUGCGCCUUUUGUGACUCAUCAUGGUGUAGCCCUCUACCGGUGUGAUGCUUUGUGAAGUGUUUUAACGCAUGCCCUGAUGCUUUCUUGUCACUAUAUAUUUCGUGCAACCUGCCCAUAAACCAGUUCAAGUCAGCGCUCUGUUCCUGUAUCUCACCGGCUCGGCUUGUUUCUUCCUUUCUAUGUCGCGCUGUACCAGUUUUAGAAUGAAGUACCAACUCGCCCAUUCCUCAACCCUAGUGAAGCCACUGUCCCGUCACUAUUUUUCAUUUUUCUCAUCUCUAAAUGUGCUGUCUAAUUUAAAACAAUUAUUUGCUCUGUGUAUUUACAUACUAGGCACUUCACGGGCAGUCCUUAA